AUGUGGGCCGGACUGUUCCUUGGGGUCGCCUGUGUCGCGCUCCUGCCGCCCGGGACCCCGGCCCGGGGCUACCCCGCGAGGAAGCCGUCCGGGCACUCGGCGGCCGAGAGACGCCGCCUGGGCCCCCACGUCUGCCUCUCGGCAUUCGGGAGUGGCUGCUGCCCCGGCUGGGCACCAUCGCUGGGCAGCGGGCACUGCACCCUCCCUCUCUGCUCCUUCGGCUGUGGGGAUGGCAUCUGUGUUGCUCCCAACCUCUGCUCCUGCCAGCACGGAGAGCAAGGGGCCACGUGCCCAGAAGCCAGCAGACCUUGCGGGGAGUAUGGCUGUGACCUCAGCUGCAACCACGGCGGCUGUCGGGAGGUGGCCCGGGUGUGCCCUGUGGGCUUCACCAUGACGGAGACAGCGGUUGGCAUCAGGUGUACAGACAUCGACGAAUGCUUAAGUUCCUCCUGUGAGGGCCUGUGUGUGAACACAGAGGGCGGCUUCGUGUGUGAGUGUGGACCGGGCAUGCAGCUGUCUGCAGACCGCCACAGCUGCCAAGACACAGAUGAAUGCCUGGGGACCCCGUGUCAGCAGAGGUGUAAGAACAGCUUCGGGAGCUACCACUGCUCCUGCAGAACCGGCUUCCAUCUCCAUGGCAACCGGCACACCUGCCUAGAUGUCAACGAGUGUCGGAGGCCGCUAGAGAGGCGAGUCUGUCAUCAUUCCUGCCAUAACACCGUGGGCAGCUUCCUGUGCACAUGCAGGCCAGGCUACAGGCUCCGUGCUGACCGCGUGUCCUGCGAAGCCUUCCCCCAGGCCGUGCUGGCACCCUCGGCCAUCCUGCAGCCCCUGGGACGCCCACCCCCGAUGCUGCUGCUCCCUGAGGCCGGCCGGCCCCCCCUCUCUCCCGGACACAGCCCGCCUUCAGGGGCCCCUGGGCCUCCAGCUGGAGUCGGCACCACCCACCUGCCAUCGCCCACACCCGCCCCAGCUGCAUCCUCACCUGCUGCCCCUGACCAGCUGCCGUCCACUCCCACGGCCUCCUCGUCCACUCUCACGCCUCCCUCGGUACUCUCGGAGAAGGUGGUUGUGGCCCCAUCCCUGCCCAGGGGGCCUGCGGCCACACCGCCGGCCCCGAAGCCCUCUGCCUGCUGGCACCUGGGGGCCGAGUAUGCGUCUGGGAGCCGCUGGACGCAGCCGGGGUGUUGGCAGUGCUGCUGCGAGGAUGGGGAGGUGACCUGUGACAGGGUGAUCUGUGACGUUGCGUGUUCCCACCCUGUUCCCCCCGGAAAUGGGAGCUGCUGUCCGUCCUGUGCAGGCUGUCUACACAGUGGCGUCCUCCGGGCCGAGGGGGAAGUGUUCUCCCCUCCCAAUGAGAACUGCACGCUGUGUGUCUGCCUGGCGGGAAACGUGUCCUGCAUCUCCCCGGAGUGUCCUCCGGGCCCCUGCCGGCCCUCCUCGCCGUCAGAAUGCUGUCCCUGUGCUCCAGUGCGCUGCCAUUUCCAGGGCCAGUGGUACGCAGAUGGUGCCGUGUUCACCGGGGCAGGGGACGAGUGCACGUCUUGUGUGUGCCAGAAGGGGGAGGUGGAGUGUUCCUUCACGCCCUGCCCAGAGCUGGACUGUCCCCGCGAGGACUGGAGGCUGGGCCCGGGUCAGUGCUGCUUCUCGUGCCGGGAACCCUCGCCCAUGACAGGCUGCUCUCUCGAUGACAACGGGGUGGAGUUUCCGGUGGGACAGAUCUGGUCUCCGGGUGACCCCUGUGAGUUAUGCAUCUGCCAGGCAGAUGGCUCCGUGAGCUGUAAGAGAACAGAGUGCCUGGACUCCUGCCCGCACCCCAUCCGGAUCCCUGGGCAGUGCUGCCCCGACUGUUCCGCAGGCUGCACCUACAUGGGCAGGGUCUUCUACAACAACGAGACCUUCCCGUCGGCGCUGGACCCGUGUCUGAGCUGCAUCUGCCUGCUGGGCUCCGUGGCCUGCUCGCCCGUGGACUGUCCCAUCGCUUGCACAUACCCAUUCCACCCGGAUGGCGCGUGCUGCCCCGUGUGCCAAGACUGCAACUACGAGGGACGGAAGGUGGUCAACGGGCAGGUGUUCUCGUCGGACGAGGAGCCCUGCACACAGUGCACGUGCCAGCUGGGAGAGGUGAGCUGUGAGAGGGUCCCGUGCCUGCGGGCCUGCUCCGACCCCGCCGCGGCUGCUGGAGACUGCUGCUCCUCCUGCCCAGAUGCCUUGUUUCUUCUGGAAGAAAGGCCGGAGCUGACCCCUCCGGAAGAUGUGGAGUUUGGCAAAGGCACCCGGAACCCCCACGGAGACCCCAAGCCCCCUGAAAACUGCAGUUCUUGCUCAGAUCCUCCAGCUGGGCUGCCUCCAAGACCGACGCCCCAUCUCCUCCACCUUCUCUUCAGGGUGAACUUGUCUCACGGGCAGACCCCAGCCACCAGCCCCCCCGGGGAGACAGGGGGCACAUUGUCAGGGGGGCAGGGGGCCUCGUCGCCCCCUCAGCCUUCACGGGGAGCCGCCACUCUACCUCCAACUGUUCCGGGGACACCUGAGCCACCGGCCCUUCCUUCCACAGAACCCCCAGCUGCAUCCUCUGCGGCAUGGACACUGCCUGGGCCGCCCUCCCUGCCCACCUCCAUGCCUACAGAUGCCGUGGCCCUUUCCUCGGAGGCCUCCAACUCCUCAAAGACCCUCAGCAGCUUCAUCCAGCCUCCUAGACUGUCCCCCACUGCUUCUGGACCCCCUGCAGACCUGGCCAGUCUGGCAACAGUAACACAAAAGGAGGAGGAGGAGGAAGAGCCCCCCAAGUAA
Messenger RNA from Sorex fumeus (smoky shrew), 2793 nucleotides. It is a transcript of the gene VWCE, whose product is annotated as von Willebrand factor C and EGF domains. The transcript is spliced from 20 exons. Gene Ontology annotation, biological process: cellular response to virus. Gene Ontology annotation, cellular component: cytoplasm. Gene Ontology annotation, molecular function: protein binding; calcium ion binding. The record is from RefSeq and is a predicted model, not a curated record. NCBI's taxonomy places the organism in Eukaryota, Metazoa, Chordata, Mammalia, Eulipotyphla, Soricidae. Bases 1 to 2793 code for a protein of 930 amino acids.